UCCUCCCCCUCCCCCCUCCCGGCCAAGAUGUCUGACAUGGAGGAUGAUUUCAUGUGCGAUGAUGAGGAGGACUACGACCUGGAAUACUCUGAAGACAGCAACUCUGAGCCAAAUGUGGAUUUGGAAAAUCAGUACUAUAAUUCCAAAGCAUUAAAGGAGGAUGACCCAAAAGCAGCAUUAAGCAGUUUCCAAAAGGUUUUGGAACUUGAAGGAGAAAAAGGAGAAUGGGGAUUUAAAGCACUGAAACAGAUGAUUAAGAUUAACUUCAAGUUGACAAACUUUCCAGAAAUGAUGAAUAGAUAUAAACAGCUAUUGACCUAUAUUCGGAGUGCAGUCACAAGAAAUUAUUCUGAAAAAUCCAUUAAUUCUAUUCUUGAUUAUAUCUCCACUUCUAAACAGAAUUCUGAUUUUUUAUGUCAGAUGGAUUUACUGCAGGAAUUCUAUGAAACAACACUGGAAGCUUUGAAAGAUGCUAAGAAUGAUAGACUGUGGUUUAAGACAAACACAAAGCUUGGAAAAUUAUAUUUAGAGCGAGAAGAAUAUGGAAAGCUUCAAAAAAUUUUACGCCAGUUACAUCAGUCCUGCCAGACUGAUGAUGGAGAAGAUGACCUGAAGAAAGGUACACAGUUAUUAGAAAUAUAUGCUUUGGAAAUUCAGAUGUACACAGCACAGAAAAAUAACAAAAAACUCAAAGCAUUGUAUGAGCAAUCACUUCACAUCAAGUCUGCCAUCCCUCACCCCCUGAUCAUGGGAGUCAUCAGAGAAUGUGGUGGUAAAAUGCACUUGAGAGAAGGUGAAUUUGAAAAGGCACACACUGAUUUUUUUGAAGCCUUUAAGAAUUAUGAUGAAUCAGGAAGUCCAAGAAGAACCACUUGCUUAAAAUAUUUGGUGUUAGCAAACAUGCUAAUGAAAUCGGGAAUAAACCCAUUUGACUCACAAGAGGCCAAGCCGUAUAAAAAUGAUCCAGAAAUUCUAGCAAUGACGAAUUUAGUAAGUGCCUAUCAGAAUAAUGACAUCACUGAAUUUGAAAAGAUUCUGAAAACAAAUCACAGCAACAUCAUGGAUGAUCCUUUCAUAAGAGAACACAUUGAAGAGCUUUUGCGAAACAUCAGAACACAAGUGCUCAUAAAGUUAAUUAAGCCUUACACAAGAAUACAUAUUCCUUUUAUUUCUAAGGAGUUAAACAUAGAUGUAGCUGAUGUGGAGAGCUUGCUGGUACAGUGCAUAUUGGAUAACACUAUUCAUGGCCGAAUUGAUCAAGUCAACCAGCUCCUUGAACUGGAUCAUCAGAAGAGGGGAGGUGCACGGUAUACUGCACUAGACAAAUGGACCAACCAACUCAAUUCUCUCAACCAGGCUGUCGUCAGUAAACUGGCAUAACAGAACAGGCUUUGACAGACAUCCUCGAGGCAACAGUGCAGAAAUGUAAACCUUGAACUGGGAAUGGCAAAACUACUGUCGGUUGAUGUGUCCUGAAAUUUAUUGGAGUUAUGGCAGAAGUGCUUUUUUGAUCAACUGGUUUGUGUUUUGCUGCUGCAUUUAUCCCAAGAAAAACAGCUUUAAUCUCCAGAAGAAAACCAAAAUACCAUGGGAUUUAUGCUGUAUUGACAUCUUGCCCUAAACAUACAACAUCAUAGUAAUUUGUCGUGGGCAACAUGACCAGAGAGAAGAUUUUUGUCAUGAUUUUAAAUACACUGACACGCUACUGUUGGUUAAAUUUAAACAUGUUUUACCUGCAGAAAUUCUCUCACAAAUAACCUGCAAUAACUUGAAACGCAUACCCUUUUGAACACUUCCUUUUCUCAUGUAUAAAUGGAAAUGUUUGCUGCAUUUUGCAAAAUGUCAAUUCUCCAAAAAUGUGUCCAUAUAUUUCUGUACCUGCAGUGUAGUAAAGGUUUAGAUGAAACCCCAUAAUUAUAGUGGCAUACUGUCACUUAGGUUUCAAGCAGCAAAAUAAACAGUGCAGCUCAGAAGUUGUAGUUUGGUUCUUGAUGUGUUUUCAUUACUUUUGGGAUUGUUUUGUUUCUUAGUACCUUAGAAGUCUCAAGCUGUUUUAUAUUCAGUUGAUUUUAAAAAGCCGGGGGCAAAUAAGUUGUGGUUAUUUGCUUUCAAGUUUAUAAGUAGUCUUUAUUGACGAAGUAAGGAGAACGACUUCCUAACAAAAAUUCUUUUUUUAAAUGAUAUUCCUUUAAAAAGAGUAAGUUCUAACUCAGAAUGUCUCAUAUUUAAACAAAUAUGCCAGAACAUAGACAGCUAAAUGAAUGUUACCUUGCAUAGUGAUCUUGCUGGAAGGUUAUUUCCUGAUGCCAGCAGUUUACCAUUGCCCGAAACCUCUUGGGUUUGCUCUUUUAUAAUUGCAUUCAAAGUUAACUCAUACACAGUGUAAUACCUUUAUGAUUAUGCAUUGUUUAAAAAAGAAAAAGAACAUUUUUUUACGAAGCUGAUUGUUUCUAGCUAUCAUCAUUUUGACAGUUUCCAAUAAUAAAAUCUGAGGUAAUGCAGAAAGUAUGCUCAUGUCUGCAAGCAACACCAGAAGAGUUUUAUAAAGAUAUUUUGAGCAGUGGCAGUUAUAGUUCAAAGAAUGAACUGUGGCCUUCCAAAGGUGACUACCUUAAAGGAACUAGGCUCAUUUGAAUGUAUUGAGUUUUGGAUGUAUUUUGUUUUAUUUUUUUCUUGAGUUCACAUUAGUUUAUAGUGUCAAAAGGAAGAACUAAGAUGAACAUAAUUUCUUUGGUUUUUCUAUUGCUUGUUAUUAUGUAAAAAGUGAGUGGCAGCGCAGAAGAAGACUGUUAUAACUGAAGAGUUACAACCAAGAAUUUUUGAUCAUUAAAUCAGAUUUUAUAAACAGUGGAAGGAGCAUGGACUUAAAGCAAGGCAUGCUUAUUCGGUUUUGUCAAAAUUUUACGAAAAUAUGUGAUAUAUAUUUAUACUAAAACUAUAUAAUCCUUAGAUUUAGGAAAGCGAUCAGUUAUUGUCUUUAGCAGAGUAAAGCAGUAUUAAAUACAGGUAAAUGUUGGAAAUUGUAGAAACCUGAGAGAAAACAAAAGACAAAAUUACUGUCUAUAGUAGGGAAUAAAAAAGUUUAAGAUAUUAUAAAAAAAAUUAUGUGUAUUUUCUUCUCUUUUACAUAAAUCAUUUGUGAAAAGUGUGUUAAUUUUUUUUACAAGAGUGAUAAUUAGGAUUUAUUUUUCAGUAUAAUUUGGAGACCCUUUGUUAUCCAAAUAAAAAUGACAAGUUUCUGUGCCUGUAUUCCACUAUGUAUGCAUGUGAUAACCCUACAAAGCUGAAGUUCUACUUAACUCUAAAUUUGUGGAAUUACAAUUCAAAAAAUUUGAGUCAUGUAAUUUAACUCUUACUCUGCAACUCUUAAAAUUUCCAUUUGUCAGUUUCAAAAACAAAAAAGAUUAUCAUUUGUCCUGUGAUGAAGUCUUUACUGGGUAUAAUCCUGAAUUUUCCAGAUUCUAGGGAGAAAGCAUAUACUUUUCAUAUUCUUUGAAAAAGUGAGCUAGUUGUGGAUAUAUGGCAGUAUCCAUUGCUAUACACUAACCAGUUUAACUGUAUAUAUAUAUCAGGCAUAUAAUAACUUCAGAUAUACUUAAUAUCAGUCUACCAUUUAAAACAAAUUAUUUUUCCCUUUUGAACAUUUUUCUGAGUUAAAUACUAUAGCAUUGAAAUCUGAGAAAUUGCUUUUCAUAUUAUAACUAAAACUUUAAGUAAAAAUCAAUUUGGAAUUUUCUAGUGAUUAUCCACUAGUUAAAUCUUUUGCUCUUUCCCAUAAGUAGCUUGUAUCCUUGUAAUGUAGUCUUUUUUUUUUUUUCUUUUUUAUCCUAAACCUGGUUAAAGUUACUGCUACAAAUACAGGCCAUUGACUGCGAGAGCUGGACUUCUAUUACUCAUUCUUGCCCUUGGAAUAGUUGAAGAUGAUUUGAGCUGAUCCGUACUGAGUACUUCCUUUACUAUUCCUCUGUAAGUGAUUGUGGAUGGUGUGCCUGUCAAGACUCUUAAGAACCUGGCAUCACAUGGGAAUGUAGUUUUACACAAAUCCUUAUUUCAAAGAGCUGUGCUGUGAGUCAUACCGUGGUGUGUGUUACCUGAUAUUAGACAUAGAUUUGUCCCGGAUAAAUUAAAAAUUAAAAAAGAUCUUGCUUUUUGAAAUAGCAAA
Ochotona curzoniae (black-lipped pika) is the source of this 4162-nucleotide messenger RNA. It is a transcript of the gene COPS2, whose product is annotated as COP9 signalosome subunit 2. Lineage: Eukaryota; Metazoa; Chordata; Mammalia; Lagomorpha; Ochotonidae. Gene Ontology annotation, biological process: protein deneddylation. Gene Ontology annotation, cellular component: COP9 signalosome. The transcript is spliced from 13 exons. Gene Ontology annotation, molecular function: protein binding. The record is from RefSeq and is a predicted model, not a curated record. Bases 28 to 1380 code for a protein of 450 amino acids.